CCCCCCCCCGCGAAAAUGACGCUGGGGGCGCGGGCGCCCCGCGCUCUGCGCUCGGAGGUGCAGCACGCGCGCGGCCUCGAGGCGGCCGCGGGGGCGGUGCUGUCCGACUGCCUGCGGGAAGCGGGCGCCGACGUCGUCACCAGGGGCUCCUGCGGCAGGCUCCUCAAGACGGACGUCUCCCCCGGUGCCCUCGCGGACGGCCUCGAGGCCGCCCUCCGCGCGGAGAUCGGGGAGAAGACGAGGGCGCUGCAGGCGCUGCAGAGAAACUACGAGAGCAUCUCGUCGCUCAGCGCCGGUCAGGCGCAGGAGCUGUCGCAGCUGCGCGGGGCGCUGAAGGACGUCGUCCAACAGCGAGACCGUGCCAGGAGAGCGCGCGCCUGA
This is a messenger RNA of Prorocentrum cordatum, 381 nucleotides long. Lineage: Eukaryota; Dinophyceae; Prorocentrales; Prorocentraceae. The record is from the annotation of a GenBank genome assembly.